Messenger RNA from Diaporthe batatas, 1399 nucleotides. RefSeq lists its product as uncharacterized. Lineage: Eukaryota; Fungi; Ascomycota; Sordariomycetes; Diaporthales; Diaporthaceae. The transcript has 2 exons. The record is from RefSeq and is a predicted model, not a curated record. Bases 226 to 1350 code for a protein of 374 amino acids.
CAUGGACAAACUUUAUAAUGCAAAUCAGACGAGGUUGUUCUUUGCUUCUCGGGGCCGUUGAAUGGCCCGGCUUGUCAGCGGGGCCAUUUUACGAGACCACCCAUGUCUCAGCCGGUUGUAUUUGCACACAGUCCUGGUAGUCCUGCGUAGGCGGCAAGGCGGGCAGCGGGGGAUGCUCUGAGAUUGAGUGAGCCCCAGUACCCACUCCCCCGGGUCUGUCAGUGCAUGACGACUCUCCUCCCACUCCAAAACAUUCGUUCCAGCCGUUGUGUCUCAAUCGUUCUCGAACCUCAAGCCCCCAUCGGCCAGCUGGGACUCGCCUUGUGUCCCUUUCCUUUUCUUCCGAAGCUAUUGAUCCGUUUUUACCACAGAGCGCCACCCGUUUUGACAGCACCGGCAGACCGACAAGUCCUCCCCCUCGUCGCAAACAUGUCGAACCCGAACGCCCUGUUCCUGCUCGCCGACCACAUCAAGCUCUCGCUGCUCGAGCGGAAACGGGCCCAGGCCCUGAACCUGCAGAGCGACUCCCAGGACGGCCACCUCUCGCGGUCGCUGGACCAGUUCCGCGAUGGGCUGGAGGCCUUGCAGACCGAGCAGCAGCGCCUGCACGAGGCCGGAGAUGAUGCCAAGGCCGCCACCAUCGCAGACUCCCUCCCGGGCCUCCAGAAGCAAUUCGACGACCUGACCUCCCAGUUCCACGGCUUCUCCGCCCCGAGCAGCAACUCGACCCUCACACAGCCAAACGACCCGGCCCUCGCCGCAGACUUCGCCCACGCGAGCAACACCUCCACCAGCCCGCCCCUGGCCUCCUCGUCGAGCCGCCAGGCCCCAGCAAAGAAGUCCCUGCGCAGCAGCAGCGGCACCUCGACGCCGACGGGAGGCAGCAGCAAGACGGUGCGCUUCCAAGACAACAGCAACAGCAACGCCUCCGCCUCCGCCUCCAACUCGGCAGACGACGACGCCGCCGCCGCCCGCCUCUUCAACCAGCCGUACCGCGACGACCCGGACGGGCCCGAGGGCUACCGCGACACGGCCGAGGGCCUCGCCGACAACGUCCAGGUGCACGCGUACCACAGCCGCAUCCUGCGCGAGCAGGACGACCAGCUCGACCGGCUGGGCGAGUCCAUCAGCCGCCAGCGCGAGCUGAGCAUGCAGAUCGGCGACGAGCUCGACGACCAGGUCGCCAUGCUCGAGGACCAGGAGGCCCUCGUCGACCGCCACGCCUCGCGCCUCGACCGCGCCCGCAGGCAGGUCGGCAGGAUCGCCCGCUCCGCCGGCGAGAGCAAGCAGAUGAUCGCCAUCAUCGUGCUGAUUGUCAUCCUGGUGCUGCUUAUUGCUGUGCUGAAGUGAGAGGGCCGGUGUGGGUGGGGGAUAAGGUGGAGGGGGGGCUGAAGUGGUU